AUGGGAUUGAAUCUACAAGAGGACUUGAGCAAGAUCCUUGACUCGUUUCAGUAUACGCAGCCCACCGAUAUGGACCACGCGCUGGCGAAGCUGGUGAAGGACCCGAUGACGAGUGAACAGAUACACUCGAUGUACUCCACAAUGGCUUUCAAGUCGAUGCCAGAGGCGAAGAGGGUGAAGAACUUUUCCUGGCGGCUGUCGUCGCUGAGCUCUGCGAAGCACAUGACCAAAGUGUCGAAGAGAGCUGCUGACCAGAAGAAGCAGGCGCUGAAGAAGAAGGUUGUGGAUCAGGUUGUGGGACGGUUAGAGGGUGAGUCGGAGAAGAAGAAUAACAGCAAGGUACUGGAUACAAAUAUGGAGGAGUUUGACUACGUGGCACACAUCCGUAGAAUAUCACAGGAUGAGUACUACCAGCAACCACAGGUGAGCAUUCCAGCGGUUCAGGCGUCGUUUGCCUCUUCGUUCAGCAAGACACAAUCGGCAACGUCGAGAUUGUCGUCUUCACUGUCAAACAUAAAGCUUUUAGAGCAGCAGAGGCAGAGACCGCACGAUCAGCGGGAUAAGACGAUCUCCUGCUCGAACUGCUCCACAACGUCAACACCUCUAUGGAGACGCUCCUCGAACGGCGAGGUGCUCUGCAAUGCCUGUGGACUGUUUUACAAGCUACAUGGGGUUAUCAGACCCGUUUCAAACAAGCAGACGCUGGCCAAUCAGAAACUACAGCAACUACAGCAACAUCAAGCACAACAACAGUCACAGCAACCACAAUCCAACAUCUUCUCAUCGAACGCACUGUCACCAUAUACAAACUCGACGGUAGCAACACCAUACUCCAAAGCUUCCACCAAUACACCACAUCAGAGUCACUGCAUGACGGUGACGAGCAGCGAACUCAGCUCAUCUCUACCUGGACUCAUGGGUAACAACAAAUCUCACUCUGUAUCCAGUGUCAGCGAGCCAGACAUUGCAAUGGAUGACUUUUUGGAUUUCAACGGCGCAGUCAGUCUGGACCUGGAUAUGGGGCCUCUGCUUACGGAUCCCUCUAACCAACCAUGGAACUUGAAUUUGAAAAGUCCAUCGACGUCUGGCACCCAGAUGCCACGCCAUGACCUAGAUACUACAAACAUAGAGGGAACCAAGGACAACUAUGACUGGCUGAAGAUGGAGUUUUGA
Williopsis jadinii is the source of this 1173-nucleotide messenger RNA. RefSeq lists its product as uncharacterized. NCBI's taxonomy places the organism in Eukaryota, Fungi, Ascomycota, Saccharomycetes, Phaffomycetales, Wickerhamomycetaceae. Gene Ontology annotation, biological process: negative regulation of transcription by RNA polymerase II; positive regulation of transcription by RNA polymerase II. The record is from RefSeq and is a predicted model, not a curated record. The coding region runs from base 1 to 1173 and encodes 390 amino acids. The transcript has a single exon. Gene Ontology annotation, molecular function: DNA-binding transcription factor activity, RNA polymerase II-specific; zinc ion binding; RNA polymerase II cis-regulatory region sequence-specific DNA binding.